Messenger RNA from Plectropomus leopardus (leopard coralgrouper), 1122 nucleotides. RefSeq lists its product as uncharacterized. Lineage: Eukaryota; Metazoa; Chordata; Actinopteri; Perciformes; Serranidae. The record is from RefSeq and is a predicted model, not a curated record.
UCUGUGUUCUUCCCCCUUUCAGCCUUCACCUACCUCAAAGGGCUGCAGCGAGCUUUCUUUACCACAUUUCAUGCAUCACUCCCUCUCUCUCUCUAUCUCUCGUUGUCUCUCUGUCUCCACACACAAACACUCACACACACACACCCAUGCUGUCACACGAUUCGAAAGCACCCUAAAUUAAACAAUCUAGUAGCAGGUUUUGUGUCGGGGCACCACAAACAUUAUCUGCAGGUCACAACUUGGGAAACCAGCAGCACUGUGAGCGGUCUGCUAGCUUCCUGUCACCACAGACGACGCUAACAUUUUACAGUCAAGCAAGAUCAAGGCAAUACAGACUUCCUGUUACGUCUCCAGUAUCCUGAAUAUAAAUCUACCCAUGGAUCUUCUUCUGAUGGCAACUUCAUAACUGCUUUAAAGUACAAGGAUUGCAAAAUUGUGCCUGCAACUGUGACACCAAGCUAGCGGCAUUUUUCUACUUACCAGGAAAUUUUCUAAGGAGGAAUGACUGACGCCAUCUCAUCAUCCGAUCAGACUGUACUCAUCCUUUUUUUCUGCCUGAUAGGUUUACUUUUGUUGCUGAUCUUCUUGUACAAAAAGUUGAACAAGCAGGCCAAUGGAGAAUACACUGUGCGACGCAUGGUGUAUAAGGAGGGAGGGCUCAGGGACCAGGUGAGAGGAGCAGCUUUAGCUCUGGGGUCACGCCUCGGAGUCCAGCUGUGGCCUCAGAGCGACACUGAAGAGGAUGAGGAGGAAAUGCAGGAAAUCCGAGAUGAGGAGGGACAGGUGGAGGAGGGAGGUUCCCAGGGGAGUGACAGCGAGGGAGAUGACCAGGAGGAGGAGGAUAGUGAGGAGCAGUGUGACAAGGCAAAGGGAAAAGGAGGUGACACCACAGAUGAUAACUCAAGUGUGGAGAGUUCAGAGGCAGGGGAGCAAGCCAGGCUCACAGAUAAGGCAGACGCGAAGGGAGAGACAGAGGAGAAAGUGGGAGACAAAGGAGAAGCAAGUGGAGGGCCCGGACUGUUGAUAGAUCUAAAGCAGUUCUCUGGAAGUGCCAUCUGGUCUGAGGAAGAGGGAGGUGAGGGCAAGGAAGGUGAUACGACUGCACUGUAAGGUCAAAAUUAA